CUAUGUUGUCAGUUCAGCAAAUGUCAGUUUAUAACCUCAAUCUGUGUGUGAUAUGACAUUGAAAUGUGCAAUGUGAUUUUGAGAGAGUUGGCUUAGUUUAUGCAAUACGUUGUAAAGAUUGAACGUAUCUACUAAUUUUGGUGUGAAUAUCUUUGAAAGGUGAUUUAAAAACAAAAUUUUUCGAGCAUCUCGAUGAACGAGCAAAUUGUGUCGAGUUUUCAUCCUAAUAUACAGCCAUUCGUGAAGGAAUUACUCGUAAAUGGAAAUGUUGACAUGGAUAUUACAGGUAUUGGUGGCGGAAAUUUGAAGAUAGCAGAAGUGCAGUCAGGAAGACCCACUAUUGAAACAUCGGGAAGUGGAGAUAGAUUCAAGUUAUCCAUACCCUUUGCUGGGCAAUUCAUUUCAUGGGAGAUAAUAUUUAAUAGUUAUCGUAAAAAUUACCCUCCCGAUUUUACUUUUAAUGAUGAAACAUUUUUGUCUGAUCCAGACGUUGAUAUUCUAGAAAAACAUCUCCCUAGUUUGGCUAAUUGGAAUAGCCAGGAUCCAAAAGCUCUGUAUUAUGUUAUCUCAGAGUUGCUUGUGUUGUACAGGAAGCAUCAGGUUAAUCUGCUUGAUGAAUUAGAUUAUUCCAGAAUUCAGUUUGAAUAUUUGUCAUUGGUACGUCAAGCACAAGUGAGUGAAGAUGAUGUCGAAGUUCUCGUGGGUAAUAGAAAUAAAUCACGAUUUUUAUGUGGAGCAGUAAAUUUCUUAAUAAGGCUGAAAGUGGACUUUUCUGGAUUGCCACCGGUUUUGAGUACUGAAAAUCCUGGCGAAAAUGUUGCAAUAUUGUUAGUGACAUUUCACUCUCCAGAAGGCAGUCGCAUUACUCCUCAACUUCAUUUGUCUCCUGGUGUUGAAAAAGCAUUAGGAGGGGCAGGAACAUUACAAUUACCUCCUUUCCCUCCUGAUGGAAGUUGCUUGAUGGACUAUGUACCUAUUGUAGUUGAUCAACUUCAAGAACGCGUUGCCAAUGUAACACAGUGUUAUGAGAAGAAAAAAGAAUACUUAGCUGCCCUCUUUUACCAUCUGGAAAAGAGUAUCCUGGAAUAUGAUGGUGUAACCUUCUCGCAUGCCUCUUUCAUGUUGGAGCGACGAGACUUUUACUUUCUUUUACAUGUAACACUACCUCUUUAUUUUCCAAAAGAGAAACCAACAUUUCAGUUUCAGUCUGUAUACCAUGCUCGGUAUGGCAAUCCGUACCAAACACGUUGUGAUGAUUAUCCUUUUAGCCCACGCUGGGAUAUUAGUGAAAUGGUUGAACGUGCAUGUCAGUUCAUUACAGAAUAUGCUGAAAUAUUCCAGAAAAACUCUAUUCAGAGUGUGCAUAAUUAAUUAUGUACAUGUAUGCCUAAUGUACAAUUAGACUGAUUUUUGUGACUUAUUUGAACUCUCAAAAAAGCACUUUUCCCAUUCCUGUUGUAUGUAAUGAAGGUAUUUUUACAAUAACUUCAUGCAUAGGGAGUUUAGUAUGUGUUCCUUAUACUGAAGCAAGCUUAGUGCAAGUUACUUACAAAAUCUUUUUAUUUUGACUGUAGUUACAAGUUAUGUAUUAUGAUAUCCAUUCCAAGGAAAAUGAAAGAUCUAUUUGAAAAUACUAUUUGUUCCAUAAUUUUUAUUUUUUGUAUAAAUCACUUGCUUGUUAAACUAUUUCGUGAACAGUUUUGAAACUGAUGUAAAAGUGGGAAUUGAUUUCAUAAUACACGUUUGAGAGUUUCAAAGUACCAAAAUUGUAAAUUGAUAUUAAUAUACAUUAGUGUGUUCUCAAACUCUUUCCUUAUGUAAAACACCUGAAUGCUUUAAGUAACCCUUUUAAUUAUUCAGGGUCCAUUGUCAGUGGUCUGGUGGGCUUUGCAUGCCCCAUGGUUACCAUUGUCUUUAAUAUGAAAAUAUACAUUACCAGUGGUUGUCAAAAUAAAGGAGACU
Molecule: messenger RNA, 1962 nt
Organism: Gryllus bimaculatus (two-spotted cricket)
Lineage: Eukaryota; Metazoa; Arthropoda; Insecta; Orthoptera; Gryllidae
Source: the annotation of a GenBank genome assembly